Molecule: messenger RNA, 1392 nt
Organism: Fonsecaea multimorphosa CBS 102226
Lineage: Eukaryota; Fungi; Ascomycota; Eurotiomycetes; Chaetothyriales; Herpotrichiellaceae
Exons: 3
Coding region: 1-1392 (463 amino acids)
Biological process (GO): transmembrane transport
Cellular component (GO): fungal-type vacuole membrane
Molecular function (GO): transmembrane transporter activity
Source: RefSeq, a predicted model, not a curated record
AUGGAAGAUCGUGUCGAGGUGGACGAGAUCUCGAGGAUUCAGAGAGAUAUCCAGAAUGAGAAGGAACAUGUCGUCGAGAUUGACACCUCCACCGGCGACAUCCCUCUAACGACGUCGAACCUGCAAAAGUCUGCCGGUGUCCUUUCAAAGACGCUUUCUAGAGUCCGGACGCCCGAUAUUGCGGAUCCCGGGCCACCACCAGAUGGAGGGUUCAGGGCCUGGGCGACGGCCUUUGCUGCGCAUUUGGUCAUAUUCAAUACCUGGGGCUUUAUCAACAGCUUUGGGGUAUUCCAAACCUACUACGUCCAGGUAAUGAGAAUAGGCGAUCCGAGCGCAGUGGCGUGGAUAGGGACCACCCAAGUCUUUGUCUUGUUUGGUAUGGGGACUUUCACAGGGAGAGCCCUCGAUGCAGGCUUCUUCAACAUCCAGUACAUUGGCGGAAGUGUCGUCUAUAUUGUGGGCUUGUUUUUGCUCAGUCUGUGCCGUGAAUACUGGCAGAUCUUCCUGGCCCAGACUCUCUGCGUUGGAUUUGGAUAUGGGCUGGCAUUUGUUCCAACCCUGGCGCUGUUGAGCACUUAUUUCGCCCACAAAAGGUCCACGGCUUUGGGUAUCGCCGUGACAGGUUCGGCGACUGGCGGUCUCGUGUUCCCUGCCAUCGCCGAAACGAUGUUGCCGAAGGCUGGUUUCCCUUGGACUAUUCGUACCAUGGCAUUUGUGCAGCUCUUGCUCGCAGUCGUGGCGUUUUUGUUUCUGAAACCACGUUUACCGCCACGCAAAUCCGGGCCAGUGGUAGAAUGGUCAGCGUUCAAGGAGGCACCAUAUACGCUCUACAUCAUCGGUUCGUUCCUUUAUUUUUGGUCCGUCUAUGUUGGGUUUUUCUUCAUUGGUAGUUUUGGCAGGGACGCCCUAGGGACUAGUCAAGCCACGAGCAUCAACUUGCUGAUGGUUAUGAACGGCGUGGGAGUGCCUUCACGCAUUCUCCCUGCAUAUAUCGCUCAGAGAUGGGUCGGUGCAUUGAAUUUGAUGAUCCCCCUUGUCAUUGUGGCUGGUAUGAUUCUCUAUUGUUGGAUGGCGGUGGAUUCGGUGACUGGGUUGUGGAUCUUCUCAGUGGCAUAUGGCGUUGUCGCCGCCGGGAUCCAGGCUUUGUUUCCUGUGGUGCUCACCAGCUUGACAAGUGAUCCGAAGAUGAUAGGUGUUCGUACGGGCAUGGGGUUUAGUAUCGCGGGCAUAGCAGUCUUGACAGGACCCCCUAUAGCAGGAGCGCUGAUACAAAGCGAGGGGGGACGGUUUACUGGGUUGCAAUUGUUCUCGGCAACAAGCAUGAUGGCGGCGGCAGUGGUACUGCUGUGUGUAAGAUGGGUGACUGUAGGAUGGAAGCGAGCAAAGUUAUAG